This is a messenger RNA of Lytechinus pictus (painted urchin), 2590 nucleotides long. RefSeq lists its product as uncharacterized. The transcript has 11 exons. NCBI's taxonomy places the organism in Eukaryota, Metazoa, Echinodermata, Echinoidea, Temnopleuroida, Toxopneustidae. The record is from RefSeq and is a predicted model, not a curated record. Bases 1 to 1875 code for a protein of 624 amino acids.
AUGAAUACCUCAUUGAAACUUUCGAAGCUUGAGAAAAUGAGUGAAAGUAUAUCGAACUCUGGUCCUCCCAGCCAUCCUCCUCUUCCUCCUCCCCCUCCUCCCAGCCCUACAACUUCAUCUUCAAUUUCUGUUUCUACUCCUCAAUGUACCCCUUACCCAUCUAUAUCUUCAAUUUCACCUGUUUCUUCUGUAUAUCCCUCUGAUGCUGUUUCUUCUGUAUAUCCCUCUGAUGCUGUUUCUUCAUGUACUCCUCAAUCUAACCCUAGACUCAAUGGAAUUGAUGACGAUAGUUUCUGGCUGUUGGAGAGUGAGGAAAUUAAAGAGCUUAUUCCAAAGAUGGGACCUAGGCUAAAAUUCACCAAAAAUGUCUCUGUACAGAAGUUAGAAACUAUGCCUGCAUCAAGUCUUCUUGGACUUAAUGAGCAGAAAGCAGAAGAAACUGAUACAUCACUGUGCAUCACUUUGGCAUCAGAAAGUGACUCUCCAUCUGCUGACAUGCAAAGCUCGAAAGGCUCCUUGGCAGAUACACUUGUUAUUGAAGCAUCCUCGUGUUCCAGUCUUUCAACCCCUGACAACUCUGUAUCAUCUUUUGCCAGUCAUGACCAGCCAGUCUGCAGUCGAGCUUGUACAAAUUUUGAUGUCAUCAGUAUUUUGAAGCAAGCUUCUGGCGGAACUCGCCUUGUGGAAAAAAUCCAGGCUGAAUGCAUGCUAUCCAAGAAAAACAAAAAGCAGAUGGUUGACAUUUUGGCACAGCGGCUGAUUUCUGUCCAUGGGCAUUUACCAUCUUCAUUCAUCAAAGAAGAACUGGCAAAGGCUAUACUGGUUUCUUUCCCAUCACUGAAAGAUCCUAAGGGUGUAACAGGCUAUGAAAAUUACUAUUGUAAAGGCGCUACUAAAAUGCCAGCUAGAGGAUGCUUAGAGGACAGGGUGUCAUACUUACGAAGAGAGUUCUACAAAAGUACUGCUAAUGAUGGUGAUCGACCCCCGAAGAAACAAAAAUGUGAAUCCCCAACAGCCGGCCCAUCCAACAACAAACUGGAGGGCAUGGAGCAUGAAGCUAAAGAGAUACAAGAACCUACUGCUAAAAUACAAUGGAUGAAAGCAAACACCAGUGAGGAUGAUCGCAACAAAGUUGUUGAGUACAUGCGCGAUACAGCUUUGUACAGACAACAAUGGAUCAAAUCUAACAAAAUGUCAGCAACAGAGAUACUUGAAGAAUAUUCCCGUCUUGCGGACAGUGGGAUGAUUGAACAAGAUUUUGAAAUAGGCCUACUUCAAAAUGUGGCCAGCAGCAGGUUAUAUCAAAAUUGGAGUAAGACUGCAACCAAACUAAUUGAGUGGUGCCCAAGGAUUGCACCAUAUGCUUUGAAGGACUUACUUGCAGGAGAAGACGACCUUGAGGUAGAUGAACUAAAUACAGAGCAAAAGAACAAUCUAGCCUUUGGCUUGUUACCAGUACUAUUUCCAGGUAGAAGAAAGGGGAAAGGGGGCAGAUAUUCAACCCGGGAAGCACAACUAGGAUUCAUAGAUGUCCAAAAUGAAAACCUUGCACUAGACAAGUUCCUGGAAGAUAUUGUACCUGAAAGUCGACCUCAAUCGUUCAUACUAGUCAUUGGGUCUCUCCUUAAACCAGUGCAAAUUUUCAUCAUUGUGGAAAGGCGGGCAUUGGAACAAAGUAGCUUAAUGAAAGCCGUAGAUACAUGCUAUAAAGCAGUGUAUGUCCUGGAUCUAGAAUACCAGCCUCAGUGUUGUGGUGCGUGGGAGUUCCUACAAACAUACAUUUAUGAGAUGAAAGGAGCUGUAAAAUGCAGUGCGAUCAGGGAGUUCAGAAUCUUCGAGACAGCCUAUGAGUCAAUAAUGAAUACCAACAUCUAACUGUCCUCAUGUGAGCUAGCAAGUUUAUUGCCUUUCCAGAUACUUUUGCUUAAGAGAAGUUCCUGUGUUGAUAAAUGUUUUGUUAAACUUUCUCUUUUUUUUUUUGGAGGGGGGGGGCGGUUAAUUGACAAAGUGAAUGUCAAACUGUAGACUGUUUAGUCGACACGUUAUCUGAUAUCUGAAGCCAGUUUGCAGCCCGCAUUCAAUAACUAUACUUUGUUUCGCUUCAACUUCAGUAGUGAUGACACUGUUUUGUAGUGUACGCAAUGCUUUACGCACCUGCAAAGUUUCACAGUGAUCCUGGGCCGAGAUCUCGGGGGGGGGGGGCACUUGAUGCCCCCCCCAAAAAAAAAAUAACGUAGUCUUUUUAGGGUUAAGUCAGAAAGUUGUUUGUUGUAUGAAGUAAGGUCUUAAUUAUUAUAUUUUGUUAAGUUGUUUUCUUCAACUGCUUUUGUUUUUUAAUUGACAAAGUAAAUGUCAAACUGUAGACUGUUCAAACCUGACUUAUUAAAUGUCAACUUGUAGACUGUUUAACCCUUUUCCUUUGGGGGCAGCGGGGGGGUCAAUUUGGCCCCCCUCCCUCAACAAUCUGCGUGAUAACUCCACAAUGCGCAUGGGGAGGGGUGGCACUUGAUGCCCCCCCAAAAAAAAAGUUUUCACAGGGCCCAAAAUAACCUAGUCUUUUUAGGGUUAAGUCAGAAAGUUUUUAGUUGUA